This is a messenger RNA of Vicia villosa (hairy vetch), 801 nucleotides long. Its product is annotated as MADS-box protein SOC1-like. Gene Ontology annotation, cellular component: nucleus. The transcript has 6 exons. Gene Ontology annotation, molecular function: DNA-binding transcription factor activity. The record is from RefSeq and is a predicted model, not a curated record. Gene Ontology annotation, biological process: regulation of DNA-templated transcription. NCBI's taxonomy places the organism in Eukaryota, Viridiplantae, Streptophyta, Magnoliopsida, Fabales, Fabaceae. The coding region runs from base 117 to 509 and encodes 130 amino acids.
GUUACAGCAUUUUAGAAACAAUAGAACGAUACCGCAGUCAUACAAGGAUUCAUAAUACUCCAACAACAUCUGAAUCUGCUGAAAAUAUUCAGCGUUUGAAGGAAGAAGUAGAAAACAUGAUGAAAAAGAUUGAUCUUCUCGAGACUUCAAAACGAAAACUCUUGGGAGAAGGUGUAGGGACUUGUUCCCUUGAUGAACUACAAAGGAUAGAGCAACAGUUGGAGAGGAGUAUAACCAAAAUUCGAGUUAAAAAGGCUGAGGUUUUCAGGGAACAAAUUGAUCAGCUAAAAGAAAAGGAAAAAACCCUAGUUGCUGAAAAUACCAGACUCUCUGAGAAGUAUGGUAGUUUUUCAUCACAAAGAGCAAAAAAGGAUGAUAGAGAAACUAUAGUUGAGAUUGAAGCUUAUGCAGAUCAAAGUAGUCCAAUUUCAGAUGUGGAGACUGAGUUGUUCAUUGGACUUCCAGAUACAAGAACAAAACGAAUUUCUCCAAACUUGAGGAUUAAUUAAUCCAUCUAAAAACGCAAAUGAAAAUAAGGGUAAGGCAAAGUGUCUCAUCAAUAUUGUAUAGAGUAAACACUUCCACUGCGUAAGCAUAAAUUUUUUUCUCAUAGUAUAGAAUGCAGAGUCCUCUUAUAAAUUUCAUUAAAAUAAAACAUUAUCGUUUGUUGAAAAUUUACACAGCUAGAUUUCUGUUAAAUUUCUGUUAAAUUUACACAGCUAGAUUUCUGUGAUCCAUGCUUUGAUCAAACGUGUAAGUCUCUUGUUUGUAACAAACAUUAUAAUAAGUGUAUCUUAAAGA